AUGAGUCUCUCGGUCCAUGUGUCAUUUGGAACUAUCUUCCUUUUGGGUCUUUUUCUUUUUGGCCAAACACGGCCCGGACGCCGACCACCUAAAUGGAGAUGUCCCCUACCCUGCAACUGCACCGGAGACAGCGUCCUUUGUGACGGAUCCAGCUUCAUACCCAACACUUACCCCUCGAACGUCAUCUCUGUGUCCUUCAGACGAUGUUCCUUCAAGUAUAUUCCCCCUGGAAGCUUUGCCCCCUCCCAGACCUUGCAGAUCUUAUUAUUUACAUCAAGUUCCUUUGAUACGAUCUCAGACGAUGCUUUCCUGGGACUCAAACAUCUGGAAUAUUUGUUUAUUGAAAACAACAAAAUCAAAGCAGUUUCCGGAAACGCAUUUCGCGGCUUGAAAUCGCUGGUCCACCUGAGUUUGGCAAAUAAUCGCCUGGAAUCCCUCCCGCGGGGGCUGUUCCUGCACCUGCCGGCUGUGAAGCAAAUAGACCUACGUGGAAACCCAAUGCUCUGCAACUGCCAAAUGAAAUGGUUGAUCGAGUGGAUGAAUGGGAUUGGGAAGAACGUGGCGGUGUGGCCUCCAUUACCAUGCGCUGAACCUUCUAAACUCAUCGGGCGCAAUCUGAGCGACCUGACGGUGAACGACUUCUACUGCGUGAGCAGCAACCUAAUCCAGCGUUGGACCUUCAAGCUUCCAUCUUUGUCCGUGAAAUCCUUUCAGUAUCUAUCAGACCAAUACGUAGUCAUAACGCAUCCUUUUGAGGGACGUUGCACAUUUAUGGAGUGGGACCAUGUCGCUUAUGUUUUCCGACAGUAUGACAGCAUUAAAGGUGCUUCUAUUGUCUCCUGUCUACCUUUGGUGAUUGGAGAUCAGCUAUUUGUCGUGGUGGCCCAGUUAUUCGGCGGCUCGUACAUCUAUCGCUUUGACUCAAACCCAGGAACCCUCUCUUCCUUCCGCCUCUUCCAGAAACUCCCCGACACUCGCAAGCCCAACGACGUAGAAUAUUUCAGGUCAACAGACAACGAACAUUAUUUCGUGAUCGCAGACAGCGCCAAAUCAGGAGCGAGCACUUUGUACAAAUGGGACGGACGUGGAUUUUACACCCACCAAAAGCUUCCCCAUUGGCAUCGAGAUACAGACGCUGAACCCUUGCUCCUCUCGGGUUCCACACACCUGAUCAUGAGCAGCGGAUCCCAGAGACCGGUUGUGUACCGGUUUGAGGACAAACGUCUCCGACGCCUCACUGACAUCCCGGAAGCUUGGGAUGUGUACGCCGUGAAGCAUUUCACAGAUCCAGAAGAUGGGGUUUUUGCCUGCUUGGUGAGCUACAUAGGCGAAUCGUCCCUUGUGCGUUGGGAUGGCUCAAUGUUCCGGCAGCUCCAGCAACUACCGUCCAGAGGCUCUCAUGUUUUCCAGCCUUUGAUGAUAGGGGAUAGUUGGCAUGCUCUUCUGGGCCAUGAUUUUGGUUAUGCUUUUGUCUACCAGUUAGAGAAGUGGAAGCAUUGGGAGAUAGAGGAAGGAAGUGACAGAGAGAGACCACGGGGACCUCUGGUGCCAUUUCAGGAGCUCCGUGUCCUGGCGGCACGGGCUUUCUCCACCGUGCAGGUGCGAGGUAGACAAUUUGUCUUCGUGGCCAGCGUUGGAGGAGAUACUGUGGUAUACGAGUAUGUAAAGUAUGAAAACAACAUAUAAAACCAGGACAUCAGUAAAAAAAAAAAACAACAUCUGCUGUUUGGAACUGUUCCUUACUUGGAAGUUUGGAAACAAACAUAUGGAUUAUUAAAUAUCAAGCUUUCCCAUCGUGGACCAUAUCAGAAGAUCCACAAUGAGGAAAAGGGAGGCAUUUGAAGAAGAAAAAAAAAAGUGAACAAAACUAUAUGAAGUUACAUGGAUUCCACUAGCGAAAAAUGACAUCAUAACCCAAUACAUCCAGCACAUGAAAAGCAAUAUGAAAAAAACUGAAAAUAUAUGCAUAUUAUAAAAAUGCCAACAAUACCACAACUACCGCAAACAGUAUUAACAGAUGUUUGGGAAAGUUCCCAUGGUCACACUUUGAUUACACAAAAUACCACAAACCUAUUAAAAUGGAAAAGUUUUUUUUAAUUCAAAAAA
Molecule: messenger RNA, 2106 nt
Organism: Spea bombifrons (plains spadefoot toad)
Lineage: Eukaryota; Metazoa; Chordata; Amphibia; Anura; Pelobatidae
Product: leucine-rich glioma-inactivated protein 1-like
Exons: 8
Coding region: 1-1686 (561 amino acids)
Molecular function (GO): protein binding
Source: RefSeq, a predicted model, not a curated record